AUUUUGUGUCAUAUAGAAUCAAGUUCGCCAACAAGGCUUGUAACAAGGACAACUCUACAGUGUUAGUGCGAUAUUAUAGAAAAUCAAAUCAUGGCAUCUUCCUUUACAAGCCGGAUGCCGUCUGAAGAUUUCGAAGUAAUGCAAACCUGUUACGAUUACUUGCUUGAAAAUAUCGGGAACCCCGAGACAUUAGUCGACUACCUGUUCUCAAAGAUGGUUCUUACUUUAGACACAAAAUUCGCUGUCUUAAAUGAACCACUGUAUACACCAAGAGUACGAAAACUUCUAGAUAUAAUUAUGAACCAGUCUGGUGAUUGCUACACGAUAUUUAUAGAUGCUUUAAUGGAAAAGGGGUUUACUAUACUUGCCGAUCAAUUAGGGAUUGUAAAAAGCGAGCUGGGGAUUAAAAGGAGUAAAAAUCAUCAAGUGAAGAGUACGAAAGAUAACCCGGAAGAAGAACUAACAAAACAUGAUAUCACAUCACAGAAUACCACUCCAUCUGAAAACAAAAUAGAUGUUUCCAUGAAUGAAUCUCCACUAGAUCAUUCUGCAUACGGUGAUAAUAUAGACGGUGUCAAGGUAAUUCUAAGCCAAAGUUGCGAAAACAUUUAUUUAACGGAUGGGGAUGGUGACACUCCCAUAGAAAAGGCCUGUCUUUCAGAAUUUAAUGGUAUAGAUAAAUUAAAAUCUAUUGUGUCUAAAGGAUAUUCCAAACUUAACGCCCUUGUUAAAAUCUGUCAGUCAGCACCAAAUGAUUUAAUAAGAUUGAUCUUUGAUAAAAUGGUUUAUGAUAAAAUGGACGAAUCUGAUCAGGGUGGUAUUAUCGAAAUUAGACAACUUUUAUUACAAGGCGGCUCAUUAGAUGUCCCGACAAAAAACAACAAAACACUGUUACAUUAUGCCUGUGAAUACAGCACGUUAGCUGCAGUGAGUUAUUUAAUAGAUAAUAGCUGUAACCUUAACAGUGAGGAUAGUUGGAAUAGAACGCCGUUGUUCUCGUGCUGUUACACCACUGCAAAUAGUGUUGAAAAGAUUGCGUUAUUGGUUAGCAGUGGUGCCAGGUUAGAUGUUACAGAUAAAGACAGUGCCAGAUUACUACAUUAUUCAUGCGCAUUUAGCAGUUAUGAGACGGUCAAAUAUCUUAUUGAUAAUGGUUGUAAUGUUAACAGCGUAGGUGGAAAAUAUAACAGAACGCCCCUAUUCUAUUGUUGUGUGAGGGACGCACCACAAGCCGUUGCUAAAAUACAACUGUUAAUGGAUAGUGGUGCAAAGUUAGACGUACGAGAUUUAUCAAACCAAACAGUACUACACAAAGCAUGUCAAUGUAGUACUGUACAAGUGGUCAAAUAUCUCCUCGAUAAUGACCACAGUAUUAACUGUGUGGACAGAUAUAAUAGAACCCCACUCUUCUUUUGUUGUGAUGUCGAUGUUCUACAAGCUAUGGACAAAAUACAGCUUCUGGUAGCGUGUGGCGCAAGACUAGAUGUCAGGGAUACGGAUAACUUUACGCUUUUACAUAUUUCGUGCCAGUGCAGCUCUUUGGAUGUAGUCAAAUACUUAGUAGAUAAAAACUGCAAUGUUAAUUGUGAAGCUAUAAAUAAAACAACGCUAUUCUUCAGUUGCUGUAUUUCAGACGCACAACGUUUAGAUAAAAUUAAACUCUUAUUGUCGAAGAAUUGUAAUUUCGAGAGCAGGGAUAAAGAAGAAUGUAUUAUUGAAGCUGAUAAACGCGGUUAUCAUGAAACUGUUGAUUUCUUAAAAUCAGUCACGAUUAAAAAGUGGUAUCAAAUAAUGUAACAAGGUUGAUUAAAUAAUAAGUUUUAAAUCUUCAA
This is a messenger RNA of Patella vulgata (common limpet), 1832 nucleotides long. RefSeq names its product ankyrin repeat, PH and SEC7 domain containing protein secG. Gene Ontology annotation, biological process: regulation of apoptotic process. The coding region runs from base 91 to 1797 and encodes 568 amino acids. Gene Ontology annotation, molecular function: protein binding. Lineage: Eukaryota; Metazoa; Mollusca; Gastropoda; Patellidae. The transcript has 4 exons. The record is from RefSeq and is a predicted model, not a curated record.